GGAAGUUCAUGGUGAUCUUGCAAUCAUGAGUCUCCGCUUCCUCGAUCUCAUCAAACCCUUCACUCCUCUCCUCCCGGAGGUCUCCUCUCCAGAGACGAAGAUCACCUUCCAGCAGCGGUUAAUAUGGACAGGUGUAAGCAUCCCCAUUGCACGAUCUACAUCCCCAUAUCACACGCGAGCAGCUUCCGAGUUUGUGCAUAAGGUCAAUGGCUGAUCAUUUGCGGAAUAGGUGACGCUACUUGUCUUCCUGGUGAUGAGCCAGAUGCC
Eremomyces bilateralis CBS 781.70 is the source of this 267-nucleotide messenger RNA. RefSeq lists its product as uncharacterized. The transcript is spliced from 2 exons. The coding region runs from base 26 to 214 and encodes 62 amino acids. The record is from RefSeq and is a predicted model, not a curated record. Lineage: Eukaryota; Fungi; Ascomycota; Dothideomycetes; Eremomycetales; Eremomycetaceae.